This is a messenger RNA of Vanrija pseudolonga, 420 nucleotides long. RefSeq lists its product as uncharacterized. The record is from RefSeq and is a predicted model, not a curated record. Lineage: Eukaryota; Fungi; Basidiomycota; Tremellomycetes; Trichosporonales; Trichosporonaceae. The transcript has a single exon. The coding region runs from base 1 to 420 and encodes 139 amino acids.
AUGGAGACGCUCCUCGGCGUCGUCUCGCCUCUCGACAAGCGCACCAAGGCUGCGUCGAUCGAGCUGCGUCGUCGCGAGGAGGCAUCGCGUCUGGACCACACCUCGACGUCGGGAGAACUCGAGGAGGAGGCCCAGUACGACGACGACAGGGUUGACAACCUGAAGUUCACGGGUGCCUUUGCCAAGGCUAAGAACAACAUUAGCGCUGGUGUUGAGCGUACCGUGUGGGACUUUAGGACCGACGCCGAGGUUACCGCCGACCGCAAGGCGGCCGUCGCCGAGGCCGAGGACAGGGCUGUCCGCAAGGCUGAGCUCGAGAAGAACCCCAAGGCCAAGCGCCCCGAGCCUCCUUCGACGACUGCGUCGAUCGGCAAGACGGUGUACCGCUUUGUUGACACGUCGGCCAAGAGCAGCAAGUAG